Messenger RNA from Suncus etruscus (white-toothed pygmy shrew), 920 nucleotides. Its product is annotated as translation initiation factor IF-2-like. The transcript is spliced from 2 exons. The coding region runs from base 159 to 545 and encodes 128 amino acids. The record is from RefSeq and is a predicted model, not a curated record. Lineage: Eukaryota; Metazoa; Chordata; Mammalia; Eulipotyphla; Soricidae.
GUUGCCUUUCGGUUGACUUUUGGCGCCCAUCCGCUGUAGGGCCACCGAGGAGCCCGCAGAUCAUCUUCGCAGCAGCGACCUUCUCCCUGCAGCGCGGACCGGCGCACCGGGCGGCCACACCCUGGCUGGCGACGCCUCCGCCCCUCCCCGCCUGGCCAAUGGCGGAGCUGCGACCGGCCCGGGCUGGGCCCGGCUCGGAAGACUGUUGCGCGAGGAGGCGGGCAGACGGUGCCGCACCCCUCCCGCCGCGCCAGCCUCCCGGCCGGCCUCCUCCGUCCGUCCCCGGAGUCGCGGCACGGCCGGGCGGCCCCUCGCAGCGCCGCUCCUCCGCUCCGCGCCGGGUCUCCGUUGCGGCAUUCUUCUGCCCGGCGACGGACGCCUCGGAAAUGGAGCCCGUGACGUCAUCCCUCCGGCGAGCCAAUCGGAAGCGCUCCCGCGGAGCGGCGUCCCGCCCCCGGCCCCCUCGGCCUGUCCGUGCGCGCGCGCGAGCGGCCGUGGGCGCGCAGAAGAGGCGGGGGGAGCCUCGAGUGCGGCGGCGCGCAUGAGCGGCGAAGCUCCGCCUCCCCGCCUAUAUAUAAAGGGCUGGCGCGGGGCUCGGCGGCGCCAUUUCGCGCUGGAUCGGAGCAGCCUCUAGAAGGAGCUGGAGGGUUCUGCCUGCCGAGACAGCCAGCCAGCCAGCCCGCCCAGCCAAGCCGAGCCUGCGAGUCGUCGGGAGGCCGCCAUUACAAUCCACGUCCAUCCACUUGGAAAUGGCCUUCGUGUCGGUCCGUGACUGGACCCGGCGGACAGUACUGACCCCGUAGAAGCCCCCGAAGCUCCCCUUUUUCGGGCCCCGCCCCGUCCUCGGCGUCCGUCCGCCCCCUCCACUCCGCCCUCGAGAGGAUUUCAAAGAUGGAGGCGGCGGGUCCCUAGAAGCACUU